Molecule: messenger RNA, 2065 nt
Organism: Saccoglossus kowalevskii
Lineage: Eukaryota; Metazoa; Hemichordata; Enteropneusta; Harrimaniidae
Product: protein O-linked-mannose beta-1,4-N-acetylglucosaminyltransferase 2-like
Biological process (GO): protein O-linked glycosylation via mannose
Cellular component (GO): endoplasmic reticulum
Molecular function (GO): protein O-acetylglucosaminyltransferase activity
Source: RefSeq, a predicted model, not a curated record
GUGAUUCCCAGCUGAUUUAUCGAAAGAAGUGUGUUUGCAGCUUUCAAAUGCACCAAUCAAGGUGCCUCACCUAUGUUUUGAAGGAGCCAAUCAAAAAGCUUGUACCAUAACAGAGUCUAAGCUAUAACUACUGGAGUGAGAUAUAGAGGGCGAUACAACUCCAAGAGGGCGCUAUAACUACUAGAGGUUGCUAUAACUACUAGAGGGCGCUCGCUGUCAGACUGAAGUUCCCCCGAGAAGACGCAAUUCGCUUUUGAAACGGCAACUCCCUGUGAUGAGAUCGCUGAUAUAUUUGAUGGGUGGAAUCAUAUUGGGAGUAUGUACUCAACGCUACAUCUUGCCACAAACCGACAAUUCCCAGACGUCCGUUGGUAACCAUGGCGACGACCGUGGGGAGCAAAACGCCCCCUGCCGUCAAGACGAUAAUCCACCCACUGACUUUCCCGAUCCCAAUUUACGCGACGAAGGGAGUUCUGUGUGGUGCAAAGGAUCCAACCACACCGAUAGGACGUGCAAAUUUCAAAAUCUGUGCUACUCCCCGGGUGAGGAUGAUUUUAUCUUUUUCCAUGGGCCUCAGUCUGUGCUCAACGGGAUCCCGGGCAACUUAGAACCGGCUCUCCUCGAUAUGACCUCUGUGCGCGAUCACAAUAGCUUGUAUUUUACCUAUGUCGACCUAGAGGCGGCGCACCUAGAUUAUUUUGACAACGUUGAUUUCUAUCACGGGGAUAACGUUAUAUUCAACAGAUUCAAUCCAGACAAUUUAAUGCAUGUUCUUCAUGACGACUUGCUUCCAUUGUUCACCACACUAUCGCAAAUCACAUCCUCUGAUGAACAUCUUUUUAAUUUGGAUACCAGAAUAAUCUUAAUGGAAGGUUGGAAACCCGGUGAAUACAAGGAUCUUUAUCAACUUUUCUCUGACGUGCCUGUGGUCUUGAAAUCAAAUUUGAAAUCUACGGAAUCACCUGGAAACAAUCUAAUUUGUUUCCGGAAUGCGUUUCUUGGGUUGUCUAAAUCUACUGUAUGGUACGAUUACGGUUUCACGAAACCACAGGGGAGGGUAGCAAACGUUAAAACAACGGCCACUGAGAUAAGGCAGUUUACGAAAUUUGUCGAAAAACGUCUUGGAAUUGUUUCAGACGACUCCCGAGCUGAAGAAUUUAUAGUAAUAUUGUCCAGAAAGAUCAACAGGUUGUUGUUGAAUGAAGGUGAGUUGAUGUUCGCUCUGAUUCAGCAGUUUGGACUGAAAGUGAUGUCGCUGAGUGUAGAAACCCACGCGAUCAGAGAACAAAUAGAACUUGUGAGUAAAGCUUCCGUUCUUAUCGGAGUGCAUGGAUCAUUGAUGUCGCUUUCCAUGUUUCUUCGUGAAUCGGCAGUUGUUAUAGAGAUCUUUCCGUACGCAGUGAACCCGGAAAAGUAUACGCCUUACAAAACCAUGGCAACGAUUACCGGGAUGAAUCUAGUUUACAGAGCAUGGCGAAAUACCAAAGUUGAAAACACCGUGACCCAUCCUGAAAAUCCUCCUCAUCUGGGUGGGAUACAACAUCUUAGUGAUGACGAACAGGAAGUGAUAACACAAAGCAAGGAUGUGCCAGUACACCAAUGCUGCAGUGACCCACAGUGGUUAUAUCGUAUUUACCAAGAUACAGUCGUCGACAUAGGAGAAUUUAUCGAAACUUUAAAAAGUGCUUUCUCGGAGAGAACGUUAGAAAGUGGAAAUACUUCGGUAAAUCUCUACCCAUCUAAAGUAAAAAAUGUGACGUGCAACUUAACACGGACGCCGGAAGAUUAUUCGAAUUUACCCAGUGAGGAAAUCUGGGAUAAUCCAGCUUUGGCUUUAUCUUGGAUACCACCAUGGAAUGUAAAAUAUCUAACAUAUGAUAGCAUUAAAUAUGAGGUGUGGAUACAGGAGAGUGGGCGCAGCGAUUAUUCUGCUUGGGUUGUAUCGGUCACGGAGUAUAAAUUCACAAAGCACAUAAAGCAGGAUACAUCGUACAAUGCAUGGGUUCGAUGCAUUCUUAAUGAUACUAUUGUGGGCCCGUUUGCUGGCGCAGUAGUGUGUUCGUAA